Messenger RNA from Clupea harengus (Atlantic herring), 4622 nucleotides. RefSeq names its product KAT8 regulatory NSL complex subunit 1a (gene kansl1a). Gene Ontology annotation, cellular component: NSL complex. Lineage: Eukaryota; Metazoa; Chordata; Actinopteri; Clupeiformes; Clupeidae. Gene Ontology annotation, molecular function: histone acetyltransferase binding. The record is from RefSeq and is a predicted model, not a curated record.
UCGCUCAAGUCGCUGCAGGGCGCGCUCAUCCAGCAGACGGUGCUGAAGAGCCAGCAGCAGCACCAGGGCCUGGGGCUCUUUGCCGCCACAGCUGGAGGAGAGGCGCUGCUGCGCAAGAGGCAGGCGCUGGAGAUCACAGGCGGCCAGCUGCAAGGCCUGCUCAGCGGGGGCGAGAGGACGCCCGCGCCCAGUGCAGCCGGGCACGCCAUGAACGUCAACGGACUCGCCAAGAAGAUGGCCGCCAAUGGCGUCGGCGUGGUGAAUGGAGGUGGCGGUGGGAAGUCAACCGCCAGCCAGGAGACAGCCCUGUCUCAGAACACUCAGUUGCCCAAACCUGCUCCCAUCACAAGGGGUGAUGGAGGCCUGUUUAGGGCACUGGGAAGGGGGCAGCAGAACAUUCAGCCCAUCACUCAGGGGGGAGGAGAAGAGGACCCCCCUCAACCCACCCCACCUUCACCCUCUCAUUCCCCAGUAUCCCACAACAAUGGCUCUUCACCUCCUCCCUUUAACUGCCAGAAUGCCUCGCCCCAGCUGCUGGAGGCCGAACCAGAGCAACCUCCCUCCAGCUCCGAUCCCAUGCAUACCACCACCACCACCACCACAACAGACCACAGACCUGGACCUCCCUCCUCCCCCCUCCUGCGUCCUCCCUCUCCCCCCACGGCCACCCUGCAGCUGCAGGAACGCUCGCAGCAGACGCAGCGGCGGCAGACCGACAUCGAGGGCCGAAUGCGCCGUCUGCGUAAGCGGCUGCAGGUGGUGCAGGCCAAGCAGGUGGAGCGGCAUGUGCAGCAGCAGCUCUCUGGCUUCGUAGAGCAGACGGCUGCACACCACAGUGGCAGCAGUCGCCACGUUCCCUCGGACCCCUGGGGGCGCACGGACCCUUCCUCCGCAUCAACCUCUUCCUCCUCGGGCGUGGCGAGCUUCCUGAGAGGCGGCACGGUUCCGGCGGAUUUGGAGCGGCUGCACGUGAGCGGCAGCAGCUUCCUGCACUCGGCCGAGGUCGCCUUCGACUCGGACGCCACCGAGAGCAGCUCAGGCGGGGAGUCGGACGUGGAGCAGGAGGAGAUUGCCCGCGCCGACCCGGACAAGCGCCAUGUCAAGCUAUGGAGGAGGGCGAAGGGCCGCUAUGCAGUGGAGCGGGCGUCCAUCAUCAGUCACUGGAACUGGCUACAGGCCCACGUGUCCGACCUGGAGUACCGCAUUCGCCAGCAGGCCGAAAUUUACAGGCAGAUCCGCGCCAGCAAGGGGGCUGUGGAGUUGGGUGAGCCUGUUCCCUGUGAGCCGUCUGCAGAGACAGAGCCCUCGCCCUUCGCCACAUCUGAGGCUGGGGACUCUGAGAAGGCUGACAAGACAGCAGCAACUUGUAACACAAUCAACAGCAUCCCGAACAGCGCUGAAGACAUCUUUGGCAGGAAGCCACUGGGCGUGACCCCUGACCCCACCUGCGUGGCUGCUCGCACACGCCCACUGCUCAGCUGCCGUAGACGACGAUUCGUCAACCCCAGCGCAGUCCCCAACCUCACUGGAAAGGUUCAGAGGGGGUGUGUUGCUUGCUGUGGGGUGAACCCCUCGUGUCUGAUGUGUGGGGGUGGACGCCCCCCUCAGCCAACCCCACCCCCACUGGAGCUGUCUGUGUCUGAGCGCCUGACCCAUAUCGACACUGGCAUCCAUCCUAUCCUCUCUCUGCCGUCAGACACGAAACUGAGCAUUCAUCUGCAGGGUCUGAUCAAGGCGCAGGGGCAGGGCAGCCAUGCAGAGAAACUGAAGCCUUUGAAGAAGCGUUCGCUCAAACACAAGAUCGCCCUCAGCGGCAUACACCUCCCCCAGCCUCCAUCCUCUUCCUCAUCCAAACACAAGCACAAGCUGGGCAACUCACACAUGGCCACAGUCCGGCUGGCUCACCAUCGCAAGAGCCGUCUGGAGCGCUCCUACCACCACACGGCGGCAGACAGGAGCGCCAGCGUGUCCAAAUCGGACACCCCCUGCAGACCAGAGAGGCCCCACGAGCGCAGCCAGAGCCGCAAGAGGCCACGGGAGCUGUCGGGAGAGAGGGCUGAUGGUCCAAAGCAGCCAAUGGACCCUGGGAGUCCGCUUAUGUCUCUCUCCAGCGUCCUCUUUUCCACUCCCAGCCCCCUGAGCAGGCAGCUGUCUCUCCCCUACGAAGGCUCCACGCCGCUGGGCCCGGGCAGCCAGCCUGGAUCUGCGCCAAUCCGGCGCAGGAGAGGAGAGAGCUCCUUCGACAUCAACAACAUCGUCAUCCCCAUGUCUGUGGCCGCCACCACGCGCGUGGAGAAACUACAGUACAAAGAGAUCCUCACACCAAGAUGGAGGAAGGUGGACGUGUUGGAAGAGCCCGCCGCAGAGGAUGAGGAGGAAGCUGAGAUUGAGGACCUCACAGACAUGGCCUUCACUGAGCUGCACCUCCCCAUGGAGGACCAGGAGCGCUCCCGUUGGUCCUGGAGGGCCCUAGUUCCAGCCGCGAGGAGAGGGAGCAGAUUAUUUAAAUCUCUGGAUGGGCGGACCACGCCGCUGCCAGGGGGAUCCAACCCCUACACGCCCCAGCCGUCGUCCCCGGACAUGGCGCUCUUCCACGUGCUGCAGGACUACGGGCCGCUGUCCUCCCCACUGAGCCCUCCGAGCCCCGACACGCCCUCCUCACGAGACUCGCUCACGCGCUGCUCCACGCCUGACUUCACCUAUGAGGAGAGGACGGUGAAUCCCUGGGAACGCCGCUUCUUCCCCCUCUCUGAGGACCCUGCCAUCCUGGACGAACCCAGUGAACCAGACAAUGAAUCCAGGAACACCUCAGGCAUCCCAUCAGGCCACUCGAGGGCGGAGUCAGAAAGUGAGCCUGUCUCACCAUGACAACGGCAUUGUUAAUACUGCGUGCUGACAGACUGAGCACACUUUCUCCAGCAUUAAGAGAAAAACAAAAAAACGCUUGAACUCAAAGAAUUAUAAAAGGACUUCUGCUGUUUGAUAUUCAAACACCAGCCAAAUAUCUUCACAGUUUUUAGUGAAUAAUAUGGCACAUCAGUAAAAACCUGUCCACCACGUUUGUCUUGUCACUGACAAAAAAAAAGGUAAAAAAAUUAAAAAUAGAAAUAAAACAAACAAAUAUUCAGUGUGAAGAAAAAAAAAUGUUUCCAUAAAUGCUGUUUGUUGGCUUAACAAUGUUCUUGGGACGUAGUGUGCUACUUUAUUCCGUCAGGUGUACACUUCUGUAGAGCACUAUGUAGCAGACUUGUAAAGGGCGCUUGGCCAAGAGGGGAUGGGUUCUCAGCUGGUUUUCUGUGUUGCCAUGUAGCAGAGUGACAAAAAACAAAACUAGGAAAUGGAUUUUUUUUUCUCCCCUCAUUCCUCAAAAGUACAUAUAACUUUUGUCAUGUCUUUGAAAAGUGUGAUUUCUGAUAAUUGACUUACCUGACAUGGGGAACAGGUGUUGUAUCAGAACAGCAGGCGUUACCUUUCAAUCAUCAUUCACUAAUAUUUGUUGAUCAAUAUCAUUUGUUGUCUGAUUUGUUAUCAGUUCAUUUUCCAUGUAACUAUGGAAAGCAUGCCGAAUCAUCAGAUAAGUACUCGCCACUCUGUCCUGGCUAGCAGGUGCUAAAAAAACAGUGGCACCCCUUUUUCUGGCUAACUUUGUUAAAGAUAAUUGACCAAAAGUUCUUGUGAAUGUAGUUUAAUCAUACAUCUUCAAUAAAGUCGUUCAAUUCAGCAUUUAUGUAUACAAGAAAGAUGAAGCAUUUAUGUAUACAAGAAAGAUGAAGCAAAGCAAUUUAAAAGUGUGUGUCACUGUUACAGCAUGUCUAGAACAUGGGCACCUUUUCAGACGGGUGGAAGGCUCUGGAUUUCAAAGGAGGUUCAUAUUUGGUCGAAUGCCGUCUGCUUAUCCUGUGGUUUAUUGGGAACCAGUUAUGUUCAGUGUAGGUUGGGGUAUGCACACCAGAAUGUGCACACCUAACCUGGCAUUUAAUUAGUGUACAAGCAACUGUUCUGCCACCCCCUGUUCUAGAGACCUACUUUCUCACCCAUGUCCCCCCCCCCCCCCCUGGUUUCCAUGGUCCCUUGGGCUCCUCUUACCUCAACGCACACCAACAUGUAUACAGGAAAAUCAUGAUGUGCACGUGCGCAUUAUUAAUGCAGAAACUAACUAUUAGUUAUCAGUGGUGAGUUGAGUUGGUGAGCCCAAAUACAUUCUACCAUUACACAAAUAUGCAGAAUUAACCUCAAGAUCUCCCAACCUCUAUUUUUGAUUAUGUUUCUUCAGUCUUAUCCAUUUGAUCAUUAGUCUGGUCAUUUUUUAUAUCCAUCAACGGUUUUGUUUUUGUCACUUCAGGGUAUCUACUCCUUAAGCACUGUUUCCUCUUUAGUAAUUGAUUGCUAUGCAAGUCCACUAUAUUGUUGUAUGAUCCUAAUCCUGUGUGUUUUUUUAUGUUUUAUUCCAGUCAUUCAGUCACUGUUUUUCUUUUUUCUUCAUUUAUCAGUUUUUGUAGGUUUUUCUUUUCUUGACAGGUUUCAUUUUACAAGUUCAAAUAUUGCAGCAGUUAACAUCAUUUGCAAAGAAAAAGUUUGUAAAUAGUACCAUUAAAACCUUUAUGUCAAACUUGGCAAACAAA